Messenger RNA from Thamnophis sirtalis, 739 nucleotides. NCBI's taxonomy places the organism in Eukaryota, Metazoa, Chordata, Lepidosauria, Squamata, Natricidae. The record is from RefSeq and is a predicted model, not a curated record.
GCCGGAAUGCUGCGAGGUGGGAGGUGGGAUUUCCUUCCCAGUUCACUGACCCCCCCCUCCUCCUGCCCCAAACAGGACACACAGUUCUUGGCCCCAGACGGGAGGCUCUUAUUUUCCAGCGUCCUGAGAAACGACAGCGGUGUCUACGUGUGCAAAGCCCUGGAUUUGCACACCUUUGAAGAGUUCGCCGCUUCGGUAGACCUGAUGGUAAACUACCUCGACGUACCCACCAUCUUCCCAGCUGGACCCCAGGAACCAGCGGAAGGAGAAGACUUGCUCCUGAACUGCUCCACCUCGGGAUCCGGACCCUUGAAAUUCCAGUGGCAGAAGAAAGGGACGCUCAUUGCAGACGGUGCCGUCCUGAACCUGACUUCCAUCACCUUUGAGAAAAUGGGCAAUUACACCUGUGUGGUGACAAUGCCAGACUUCCCAGGUUGGGUGCGCUCCCGGCACAUUUUUAUUGCUGUUCGAGCAAAGCCCCAGACGGUGCCUCUGGAGCAGAAUCUGAGCGUGCGGGAAGGGGAGGUAAUGAAACUGACUUGCAGCUUCUACUCGGUGCCUCAGAUGAACACCUCCUGGAGUAACAGUAACGGCACGAGACCAUAACGCAGGAGAGCAAAGGGGUGAUCAUCGUCGCCGUCAUCGUCUGCCUGCUGCUGUUUGCCGUCCUGGGGGCUGUCCUUUACUUCCUGCACAAGAAAGGAAAGCUGGUUUGCGGGCGCUCCGGCAAGCAAGAAAU